AAAUAUAGAGAGUAUCGGCACAUGUAGCACGGCAGUCUUGGCGAUGUUCCUCAUGCUUGCACGCGCACACGGUUUGCCCUGUAGUAAAUGGCAGCCCGACGAGGCAUGUGGGGGGAAGACCUGAGACUGGGCAGUCCAGUUGCAUUUUCUUCUUUGGCCAUCUCACGUUUGGAUCUUUUUGAACGUUUCCGGGGCUGGCUUGGCACAGAGGAGAGGAGAGGACAUCACUUUUGAGGCAAUUGCCGUGUUUUGCCGCCGUCUUGGCAAACCAGUGUGCAGCGUCAACAGCUCUAGCCACUUGAGCCGCUUUUGAAACCACCAAUCAUGCUUUGGUUUGCCGUUCACGUUUUGCUGUGGCUUGAGCUUGCUCUUUGCUUGCUCUGCUGCAUUCCGGGCGCUCGCUGGCGUCGCGCCAUCCGCUGGUUCAUUGAUCUACCCUUCGUGCAUGUUACAACCAAGGGAUUGCCAUACCUCGUCGUCAUCCUGAUGGCGCUGCUCGUCCAAUCCAUCUACAUCCAAGUUAACGCCCGUCAACACGGUGAGGAGGCUCGCGUGAUGGCUGGUCAGAGCACAACCAUUACGCUCUACGAAGCCAACAUGUACCGGGCCCAGCGCAACACGUACAUGGCCGCCAUCGCCCUCCUCGGCAUGCUCAUGCUACGAGAAAUCAUUCAGUGCGUUACCCCGCCCCGUCCGCACCCACCCACACACAUACACUUUUGGGCUCAACUGAAAAGCAAGGUGCUCACUUGCAUGUCCGUGCCCCUUCUUCAUCGCACCGCCAGCUUUGUACGUCGCUGCGUCGAGUAUGAAGAUGAAAUUGCGCGCCUCAAAUCGGAGAUGGAGUGGUCCGAUGGCGCUGUGCAAGAUGAGAAGCAUUUUUCCGAGGCCCGCAAGCAAGCCGCCGCUGAAAAGCUGCACAGUGCCAAGGAGGACAUCAAGGCUAGUGCUAAACACGCUGCGCGCGAGGUGAAGCAAGCCGUGGACCAGCUCCAAAGCGACAAGAAGCAAGAUUAA
Molecule: messenger RNA, 1017 nt
Organism: Monosiga brevicollis MX1
Lineage: Eukaryota; Choanoflagellata; Craspedida; Salpingoecidae
Exons: 5
Coding region: 325-1017 (230 amino acids)
Biological process (GO): intracellular protein transport; endoplasmic reticulum to Golgi vesicle-mediated transport
Cellular component (GO): endoplasmic reticulum membrane; endoplasmic reticulum
Source: RefSeq, a predicted model, not a curated record